AUGAUAAGUAAUACGUGCUCGGUAGAUUCGAUACUGUCAAUUUUAGCGACGUCAGCUGCCGAUAGUAGCAGUUAUCGAAAAUAUUUAUAUAAUUUAAAGGAAACGAAUUUGACGGCAAGUAUAGCAUUACAAAUGAUAACAGAAAAAAAAGUAAAGCAAAUUUAUUACAAUCGAGCAUUACUAUUGUUACAAUUUUUUUCAAGCAAAGUGCAAACAUUAGUUGGUGGCUUUAAAUUGAUUGAUACCACUAAUACUGCUGCAUCAAUGGUCAAUAAAAUAAUGGAUGAAAUGCCUUCAUUCGUAAAAACUAGUGUCUGUAAUAACAACUUUUGUUCCGUGCCUAUGUUGGAAGUCAAAUCUACUCAAUUAUCAUUAAAUGUUUACGAUGGUCAAAUUAAUUUAUCGAGGGAUCUAUUGGCAUAUAUUGAAAUUUCUGAAGAGAAUUGCUCUUUCUGUGUUAAUAAAAGAAGCGUUACAGUAGCAGCCACUGAACAUAUAAUGAUUGAAUUGAACUCUAUUCCCUCUGAUCUGGAAUUAUCAACUAGCACUGGAAAUAUCGAGAUUGUUCCAUUACAUUUAAUAAAACAAAAUUUUACGCAACCAAUCAAAGCAAAGUUGGACAAUUUGGAAAAGUUUUUAACAGUUGGAGAUAAGACGUACAAAUUAAGAGGAGUGGUGAGUUUCUUUGGAGGUGAAAGGAGAGGAUUGCGGAAUGCCAUGGGCCACUAUACUGCAUCGGCUUUCAGGGGAAAUCACAAAUGGGAAACAUAUGAUGACAUGAAAAAAAAAGUAGAAAACGCACGAGCAUCAACUACAAACGAUGAAGAGUUAUAG
This is a messenger RNA of Macrosiphum euphorbiae (potato aphid), 834 nucleotides long. Lineage: Eukaryota; Metazoa; Arthropoda; Insecta; Hemiptera; Aphididae. The record is from the annotation of a GenBank genome assembly.